This is a messenger RNA of Drosophila novamexicana, 804 nucleotides long. RefSeq names its product ficolin-2-like. The record is from RefSeq and is a predicted model, not a curated record. The transcript has 2 exons. The coding region runs from base 1 to 804 and encodes 267 amino acids. Lineage: Eukaryota; Metazoa; Arthropoda; Insecta; Diptera; Drosophilidae.
AUGGGUAAACCCACUUCUAAUGACUUGAAAAUCCAGGACUAUGAACAACAGCUGGAGAAACAAAAGAAGUCAAUUGAUCAAAAGGAACAACAAAUAUCAGAAAUUAAAAACGAAGUCAACAUUUGUGCCAAGAAAUUAAAAAGCUACGAAGAGAAGCCCGUUUACGGUGAAUGCACUCCCUUUGGAGAUGCCCCGGGUAUUCAUAAGAUUACUCCGGAUCAAAAAGAUCCGUUCGACGUACUUUGCGACAGUGCGACAGCAGGUCCAGGAUGGACGGUUAUCCAACAGCGAAUCAAUGGCAAAGAGGACUUCUAUAGGGAUUGGGCCACUUACCGCAACGGAUUUGGUGCCUUUGAUGGUGACUUCUUCUUAGGACUUGAGAAGAUUCAUCGCUUGACGAGCGCCCAACUCCAUGAGCUCUACAUACAUAUGAAAGGAUUUGAUGGUAUCGCCAAAUACUAUAGAUAUGAACAAUUUGCCAUCGCUGGCGAGGAGGAUCAAUACAGACUGAGCAUCUCUGGUAAGGCUGGGCACAAUGCAUAUGAUGAGUUGGGCUUCCACGACAAUCAGAAAUUCAGCACAUACGAUCGUGAUAAUGAUGCUUGGGAUGAUGGCAACUGCGCAACAAGCAGAGCGACUCAAUUGCUGCCAGCAGAGGCCGCCCGUCCGCAGAGAGCCCUCGACGGUAGUCGCAGUCGAAUUCAACGUCCAGUCAAGCAGCGGCCGCCGCACGCAACACAACAGCUCCACUCGACACGCACGGAGACGGAACGACGCAAGCAGCAGCAGCAGCAGCAGCAGUAG